AUGGCCACACCUAUCUCUCCAGAGGGUGUGCCCCGCGUGAAGAAGGGAUGGGAUGUUCUCCCUUCUCAAACACGUCAACACCAAGGACAAUUCCUGCCACAAGCUGACAAAAUUAGUCUCUAUCACUUCAAGGAAACACUGUCCGAACCCAGCCAAUACAGGAACUGGAGAAACAGCGUUGAAAUCGCGCUGAAAGCUCACAAACUUGUUCACCUCAUCAACUCUUCUAUUGAACGACCUGACAACGAUGAAAGCACUAUGGCCAACAACUGGCUUGCUAUCUCAACCCUGGUAGCCAGUUGGAUGCUUGGAACAGUGUCCCAAGAUACAAACUCGAAGCUCAGAGCCACGGACAAAAGGUUAGACCUUGCUGACGAGGUUUUUGACGCAAUUACCGAGGAGUUUUGCGGCGUCGGCGUUUUUGCCGAAUGCAACACCGCCACGGACUGGUACAUGCUUAAACCUGAUGAUUUCCCGCUACCUAGCAUUUAUGUGCAGGCCGUGAGGGAUGGAUGGAUCAAAAUGAAGGAAAACGGAAUAGUGUUGCCCCCUUUCGGCGUACUGAUGAUCAUUAUCGGCACCAUGGGCGAUGAUACACUUAAAGACAUGAUUCUCUCUGGCCUACCUUCUGUUGCAACUGAACGACAUAUCAUGAACGCUGAUCAAAUGCAGCGUAUUCUCAACGACGUCGUCGGACGCCUUCAGGCCAAAGAAAAAGGCCCAAAUUAUCAGGCUACAUCUCGACAAGCUGCUGCUAAAACCCCAAAGGCCGAAAAAGAGAAGAAGACUUCAGGUGGACGUGGUGGCAACUACAAAACUGUUCUCGAACUGAAAGACCAAAAGAACCGCCCUGGACCCGGAAUCUCUGACGAACUACAUGUGAAAGCACAGCUCAAUAAGCCACAAAACAAGGAUAAAAACUGUGCCCACUGUGGAUAUCUACACAAAACCAACAAAUGCUACUGUCUUCGACCAGAUCUUCGACCACCAGGAUGGGAGGGUCCAGGGGCUCUUUGGCAGUACAAGAGGGGCACCAGCGGGGGUGCAAAUCCGUUGAAUCCGUCGAAUUCGUCAAAUACGAUGACGACGCCGUCAACCUUCACGCAAGAUAAGGACACUUCAGCUGUUACCACCAGUAUGCAGGCGACAAGCGCGGGGUAUAUGGACGAUUACUACGCUGGCCACUUCUCCGCUAUGGUCGUACCCCACAUCCCCGAAGAUUUCGAAGAUCAGUUCGAUUUUGAAAAAGCUCUCGCAGAGAAGCACAAUCACCUGACAAAAGCAGCAGACGACUUUCUCAAACAGGCUUACGAUAGGCUUGUGGACAACGAAAAUUAUCACAAUACCCCCCUUCAAGCUGGCAAAUUCGCUGAUUUUGAUGCACUCAAUUCACAGGACAACCACCGUGAAGCUACGCAAAUUAGUGCAGUGGCACUAAGCGCGACGCCGAACGACUCGAAUGCGAUUCCUCCUGCGAACGACAAUCCACCGAUUCUGGCUGAAGACGACCCCGAAAACCUACUACACCCACUUCCGAACCUUAACGACGAAGGCAAUAACCUGGUAGGGGAUUUGGUCGCUGCCGCUGUGGAAGGAGUGGUGGAAGCGGUAUCUGAGGCCGUAUUUGAUGCUGUUAUUGAAAACUGCGUCGCAUUGUCGUCCGUGCCGAAAUCGAUUCAGGAACACGCCGGGAUGGAUGAGCACAGAAUUACAGUUCCUGCCAACCUAUGCACUCAGCAGUGGAUAAUGGAUACUGGCAGUUAUGCUCAUAUCUGCACGAAUAUGGCAUUUAUGGACGAAUUUCAUGAAUUCAAAAACGGCGAGAAGCAUGAGUGGGAUUCUGCUACUCCGGGGGUGUCAGGCAAAGCUACAGGCUAUGGAAAAGCUCGCAUCUCCUUCAUCCAAGAUGGCGGUCAUGUUUAUGACGUUAUCAUCAACUGUCUCUUCUCUCCAGGAAUGAAAUUCAACCUCUUUUCUGCGUGCAAGGGUCGUCGUGAGCUGAAUAUCGCUUAUAACGACGAUACUAUGGCGAUUCAUGACCGAGGACCUGAAAAGGCUAUUGUUGGCCGCAUUUUCUUCAGCCACGGAGUUCCUCUCAUCAGACACACCAAUACCGGCCUAAAUGAGGUUAAUAUUGUCAUGUUCUCUGCCGAAUUCGCCCACAAAAGACUCGGACAUGCGGGACAACCAAAAAUGAGAGCAAAUGAAGAUGCCUUUGGACCGAUCGACGCAGACAGAGAUUUCCACUGUGAGGCCUGCAAACUGGGAAAAUCCAAGAAAGUUGUCUCCAGGACCCCACAAACCAGGGCAACUCGGCCUGGCCAGUUUAUUCAUGUUGACCUACAAGAGGUUAAACCUAUGGGGGUGAACGCUGAAAAGCAUGCCUUAGUAGUCACGGAUGACUACUCUCGCUGUCGAUUUGUGGAAGGUCUCAAAAGUAAAGCUGAGGCCUCCGGCCACCUCCAGGAUUUCUGUGAAAAGGUCAAAAACAGCUCAGGUUCCUAUCCCCAUGAAAUGCGUUACGACGGCGGCAGAGAAUUUUGCAAUUUCACCACAUGGGCAAGAUCUGCAGGCAUCAGGAUCGAGCUUUCUGCCCCCUACAUGCAUGAGCAAAACGGCGUCAGUGAGAUGUCAGGCCAGUAUUUGAUGCAGAUAGCCCGCACAAUGAUUAUUGAUGCCGGCGCACCUGAAACCCUCUGGUUUGAGGCAUUAUCUACAGCUGCCAACAUCACAAAUCGCCUACGGACUCGAAAGACCCAAGAAUCACCUAUGGAAAUGUGGCGGAAAGGCAUGGACGACAGAGAUCAGACAACAAGCCUCGACCAUCUCCGAAUCUGGUUUUGCAAGGCGUACGUCAACGUACCCCCUGAGAAGAGGGUAAAGAGCCGGAAAAUGCUGCCAAGGGCAUGGGCAGGGCACCUUGUCGGCUACAGGGGUGAAAAUGGUCACCUUUACAGGAUCUACGACCCUAUUGCCAACAAAAUCGCCACUGUGCGAGAUGUUGCCUUUUGGGAGGGCAAAGACGACGAAAAAUCAAGUGAUUUAUGGCAAAAACGCGCUGAAAUCGCUGCUAAACAGGUCAAUAUCGCCAAAUUUACCCCGGAUAUCAGAUCCGCUUACAGACACACGGUUGUGGAGGUUACACAUGAAGCCGAGGAUCCGCAGUUCUUCGAGGUUGAGGAGACCCCUCUUAUCCCUCUUAUUACUGCCCCUCCCGAGGAAGAGCCUUCAAACUCCCAGAUUUCUCCCAGAAAAACCUCUUCGGAGUCCCAACUUACUCCCAGAUCGCAAUCCCCUGAGCCUGCACCUACCACAGUUCGGAAAUCGACAUGCUCUACGAGGGGAAAACGUCAGACGACACGCUACGGUGAUGAGGACUUUGAUGCGGAGAAAGCUGCAAAUAUGGCAAUUGACGCAGCUGUUAUGGCUGCCACCCUCGUUGAAGAUGAGGAUAUGCCGCCAGCAGGUGAAAUCGACGUUCUGCACUCUUUGAAAGCGUGGACGGUCAAGAUACCCCUCACCUACAGAGAAGCGUGUGCUUCUCAAUAUUCAGACUUCUGGAUGAAAGCUAUGGAGGAGCAGCUGCAUAAAUUGGCAGUAGCAGGUGCAUGGGAUGAGGUCGCAUACCCCUCUGAAAAAGCUAGGAUUCUACCAGGAAAAUGGGUCUUCGACCUCAAAAGUGACAACAAAGGAUUUGUGACUCAAUUCAGGGCACGAUGGGUGAUUUGUGGAAAUCGUCAGGAGCAAGGACUCGAUUUUGACGAAAGCUACGCACCUGUGGCCAACGAUCAGAGUGUGAAGAUCCUCUACGCUGUUGCAGCUAGAGAAGGUUGGUCUAUCAGACAAUUUGACAUGGUAGCCGCCUACCUGAAUGCAGCUAUUGACGACAGGAUCGUGUACAUGAGAAUGCCGACAGGAUUCGACAGAAAAGGCUAUGUGAGUCUUAUUAAGCGUGCUUUGUACGGACUUCGACAGGCUGCACACCUUUGGUUUCACAAAUUCAAGGAUAUCUUGGAGGGCAUGGGAUUCCGAGGAUUGACCCUCGAUCCGUGUGUUUUUGUACGAGACGGAUGCUUCAUUAUCAUCUACGUCGACGACGCUUUUGUGAUUAGUGAGGACCAAAAUGACGCUGUUAUCGAGGAAAUCGGGCGUGCUGUGGUCAUUAAAGACCUUGGUGAACCCACAAAAUUCCUUGGAUGUGCUGUUACUAUUGAUAAACCAGGAAACACGAAAUCCUCCAUCGAAUCCUCCUCCGAGACCUCCACAACCCCGAAAUCAUACACGAUCAAAAUCAACCAAGCUCAGUACAUUCGUGACCUCAUCGACACCGAAGGUCUGACGAACAUGACCUCGAACAAAAUACCCAUCCCGUUGGGCACCAAACCACUCGAAAAGGAAAAGGGGGUGGCACAAAUGGAUUCUGAUGUAGAAAUGGACAAAACGGACAGGGAGCACCUUGCUACCCGUAUUGGGAAGCUAGGGUGGCUGGCACACAAGACCAGGCCAGACAUCUCUUUUGCCGUGUCCAUGCUGCAACGGGCAGCGUCUACACCUUCAGAAGCAUCCAUGAAGCUGUCAAAACAGGUUAUUCGAUACCUGAAGGGGACCCUUGAGAAAGGACUCGAAUUUGGGCCCCACAAGUUGAAAAACGCUGCUGGUUACGACAUGCGGGGUUUAGUGGGGUAUGUGGACGCUUCACAUGCCAACGAUAUCCCUACACGCCGUUCUAUUGACGGCUGUGUCUUCUUUUACGACGGUACUCCGAUCUUGUGGUCUUCAAAACGCCAACAGCUUGUUGCCCCAUCUUCCACAUGCGCCGAGUACAUUGCCUUGGACCGGGCUACAAAGGACGCCCUUUACUUAUCACACCUAAUGAAGGAGAUGGGGAUUCGAGGAAAUGAACCCGUGGAGAUUCGAAUGGACAGCGAUAAUGCUGCAAUUCUGGCAGAAACUGCGAAUAUCGCCUACAAACCUGCUACAAAAUUCCUCGACAUUCGUUACCACUUUGUGCGUGACGAAAUCACCAAAAGAACAGUCAAAUUGACUGUUUUACCCAGCAAGGACAAUCCGGCAGAUGGAUUUACGAAAAUCCUCGACAUUGCCACCUUUUCUACCUUUGUGGAGUUGUUGGGGCUGCAGUAG
Molecule: messenger RNA, 5142 nt
Organism: Penicillium odoratum
Lineage: Eukaryota; Fungi; Ascomycota; Eurotiomycetes; Eurotiales; Aspergillaceae
Exons: 1
Coding region: 1-5142 (1713 amino acids)
Biological process (GO): DNA integration
Molecular function (GO): nucleic acid binding
Source: RefSeq, a predicted model, not a curated record